CCCCUCCCUGCGGCCAGGCCCUUGGUGGGCACAGGCAGCAGGAGCCAUGGCCUCGCUCGGCUCAGCCUCCUCGUACCGCACCGAGCGCAUCGGCACCUAUGGUCCAGGGCAUGGCGAACCCCGCUUCGAGGGCGACCGGCGGCACGGGCCCUUUGGGGCACUGGCACAUGAGGCCUUCGGGUUCCCAGGGUCCCCCGGUGCCGUGUGCCCCUGCAGCCUGGGCACCUGGGUGCGUGCCCAGGGUGACACCUACCAGGUGGUGGCCGACGUCAGCCAGUUCGAGCCCCCUGACAUCGUGGUGACCACCUCCAACUGCCACGUCGCCAUCCAGGCUGAGAAGGUGGCCGAGGACGGCACUGUCUGCGACACGUUCACCCACAAGUGCCAGCUGCCUGAGGACAUGGACCCGCUGUCGGUGAGCUGUGCCCUCACGGAGGCCGGCACGCUGGUGAUCACCGCGCGGCGCCGUGCCGCAGCCCGCCCCAGCGAGCCCCCGCAGAUGCUGUACCGCAGCGAGGCCACGCUCUGAGCAGCGCCGGGGGAGGAUCGGCUUCUUGCCCCAAGCGAUGCCAACCUCGGCACCGUGGUGUAGCUUUGGUUGUGCCCAUUGGCCAUGCCCAACCCCACCUCCAGCUCCUCAGGGCUCUGGCUCUGUUUAUAAAGUCCUUUUAUUAAAUUAAUAUAAAAAUCUCUGUA
This is a messenger RNA of Neopsephotus bourkii (Bourke's parrot), 696 nucleotides long. Its product is annotated as heat shock protein beta-7-like. NCBI's taxonomy places the organism in Eukaryota, Metazoa, Chordata, Aves, Psittaciformes, Psittacidae. Bases 47 to 529 code for a protein of 160 amino acids. The transcript is spliced from 3 exons. The record is from RefSeq and is a predicted model, not a curated record.